This is a messenger RNA of Symbiodinium necroappetens, 462 nucleotides long. The record is from the annotation of a GenBank genome assembly. NCBI's taxonomy places the organism in Eukaryota, Dinophyceae, Suessiales, Symbiodiniaceae.
AUGAAGGUUGUGCGACGCAAGGGCAAGGUGCGCGUGAUCUGCAAGAACGACCCCAAGCACAAGCAGGGCAAGGAGCGACGCGGGAUGCCUCGUAUCGUUGGUGUUGAAAUUCCGGAUCGCAAGAAAGUGCGCUACUCCCUCCGCUACAUCCACGGCAUCGGGCCGAAGUUCGCGGACGAGAUCUGUGCCAAGCUGAACAUCGACCCCGAGAAGCUCGCGACCGAGCUGACCGAGCAGGAGCUCGCCGCCAUCGGUGGCAUGCUCGACUCGGACUACGUCGUCGAGGGCGCGCUCCGCCGUCAGGUCCAGCAGAACAUCGCCCGCCUGCGCGACAUCCGCGCCUACCGCGGCGACCGUCACCGCCGGGGUCUCCCGACCCGCGGCCAGCGCACCAAGUGCAACGCUCGCACCCGCAAGGGUCGCGCCAAGACCGUCGCCGGCAAGAAGGGCGUGAAGGGCUAA